Molecule: messenger RNA, 1869 nt
Organism: Cyphellophora attinorum
Lineage: Eukaryota; Fungi; Ascomycota; Eurotiomycetes; Chaetothyriales; Cyphellophoraceae
Product: Transcriptional activator protein DAL81
Exons: 1
Coding region: 1-1869 (622 amino acids)
Biological process (GO): DNA-templated transcription
Cellular component (GO): nucleus
Molecular function (GO): zinc ion binding; DNA binding
Source: RefSeq, a predicted model, not a curated record
AUGGGACCAUUCAUGGGCUCGCAUGAGAUUGAUGAUCAAGUCGAAGAACCUCGGUGGUCAGACUUGUGGCCAACUGAAAAUGAGAUCAGUAUACUGCCUGGUAGCGACUACGAGAAUCUACGCCUUGUCCAUCCCGAGACGGACUUCGAUCCAACUCGAACGUCGCCGGGGCCAAUAGAUCACACUAUUCAGCCAUAUGUGACCCGUUCCGAAUCUGGCCAAAUUUUUUCGCAGGUUCAAGAAGAUCCUUCCACUACCAGUCUGGAGAAUUUGUCAAACGCGUUCUCUUUCUACAUCGGUCCGACAGGUCCAUCGGAUGUGUCUCUUCUGAGUCAGCACGCGCAUCUUGGACGGCUAGCCCCUGGCUUGUCCUUUCGCAAGGUCUCCGACGAUCGCAAGGCCAAAAGCACCAUAUUCGGUAUCACUGAGUACGAACUCAUCGACACAGUAGAACCAAGUCCCGGUAAGAAUGAAAUCGAGACCGCCUGGAGGGAGCUUUGGAGCAUAGUGGAUCGCAGAACUGCUCUACAGCUGUACCGACUCUAUUUCAGGUUCAUCAAUCCCUACUUCCCAGUCCUCGAUUUGGUCGAGUCCACAGAUGUAUUGGACGGACUGAGUCUUGCCCUCAUCGCCGGGAUCUGCGCAUCAUCUGUUCCCUUCAUGCUGUAUGACGAGGAAUUGUACGAUGUUCUUCCUCGCCCUCCAUCUCGCCCGCAGCUCUAUCGGUUGUGCUGGCUGGGAAUUACACAAGAGCUUCACGCACCGACCUUGGCCACGGUGCAGGCGUGCCUGAUGCUCCAGCACCACUUGCCGGCCAACCCAGUGCUUUCCGAUACAGCUUUCAAGUGGUCUCUGAACAGUAUCACAGUGUCUGUCGCGCAAACCGUUGGACUACACCGCGACCCCUCGCAAUGGACGCUCGUGCCACUCCAGGAGCGCCUUCUUCGCCAGCGGCUAUGGUGGGCUGUGUGGACCAUGGACCAGUGGCUUGCUUUGUCGCGGGGUAUGCCUGCGCUGAUCAACGAUGAAGACGCAGAUGUACCACAUCUUCCCGUUCGGACAGGUUGCGAGCUGUCUGGAGCCGACUUAACAAUCAACCAUUUUGAGCGUCUCACACAUCUGACUUUGAUUCUCAACGACAUUCGCACUACCUACUACACAGUGAGAGGCGAGUCAAGGACAGCAGAAGACUUGAGCAUCUCCUUGGACGCGGCCAGAACGCUGCGGACAAGACUUCGCACUUGGCAAGAAACUCUCCCCGACAAUCUCCGAUCCUGGUCAAGAUCAUCUGGACGGGUGACUGGAGGAGAUCGAGAGGCAGAUCAUCAUCGACGAUUGGACGGGAAUGCUUCAUUACAUCUGUCGUACAUUGUGGUCCACAUGCUCUUAUUCCGCGCCCUAUUCAGACCUAUAAAGCAUUUGAGAUCCUCCGGGCGUCCUCCCGGUAUGUCUGAUGAUCGUGUCAUGCGCGAGGGAGUCUCGGCGAUCACCACAGGCUCGAUAUUCUGUGCCAGAGAGCUGGUGGACUUCCUCGAGAACUUAGACAGCCUCGUAUGGAAUGCCUUCUGGCACUGCUGGUCGCGACCUAACUUCGCGAUGGCGGGCUUGUUCAUGGUGGAUCUAUUGCUGGUACUCUCUCAACUUGGCAACUCUGACAGCUGUCAAAUCACGGAAUCAAGUGAUAGCAAUAUUCACGCCGAUGCUGCCUCCGAGGACGGGCUCAAGGAGCUCAAGCGACUGAUAGAACGAUGGCGAUGGAUCAAUCGCGUAUCGGCUAAUGGUGCAGCCGGCGUAAAAGGCCUCACCACCCUUGGCCUGUUCAAGGUCGAGACGAUUCUUGCCGAGCUAAGGCGAUCUCAAACAGUGUGA